AUGUCUAAGCGGAGACUGCGAGCGAGUCGGCCGCAUUGGCGGUAUCUGGCAGAUGCUGAUGCCAGGCACGAUAACAAAGCACAUUCUGAGUCAUCCUGUCUGGUGCGGCCUCGGCGAAGGAUGGGCAAAAGAAGUUGGGGCCAAGACAAGCAUGCCAACUUCCUUUUGGCACGCGGCCGACAGUCUGUGAUCUCGCCACAGUCUGCAAGAGUUCGCGUUCCACAGGACCUGUAG
Protopolystoma xenopodis is the source of this 234-nucleotide messenger RNA. The record is from the annotation of a GenBank genome assembly. NCBI's taxonomy places the organism in Eukaryota, Metazoa, Platyhelminthes, Monogenea, Polystomatidea, Polystomatidae.